Osmerus eperlanus (European smelt) is the source of this 2149-nucleotide messenger RNA. RefSeq names its product leucine rich repeat containing 71 (gene lrrc71). Bases 235 to 1902 code for a protein of 555 amino acids. The record is from RefSeq and is a predicted model, not a curated record. Gene Ontology annotation, molecular function: protein binding. Lineage: Eukaryota; Metazoa; Chordata; Actinopteri; Osmeriformes; Osmeridae. The transcript has 16 exons.
AUACCAGACACACCAUGUAACAAAUCGGAAGUAAAGGUAAAAUAAACAUUCUUAGUAGAGCUAGACUAACGUUGUGAGACAUUCACUUUUCAUCAUCCUACACACCUUUCUGUUUAGUUGCUGCCAUAGCAACAAUUAAUGACGCUGCUCAUCAAGUAUAUAUAGAGCUAGCUUGCUUUGCUAAUUAUACACUAGCUUGAUAUAUUUUCAAAUAAGCCUAUCUAAACAGGCAAAAUGGGAAAGCGCGUUGAAAAGGCAAAAGAGAAAACGGAGAAGGGCAAUGCAGGAGUUGAGGAACAACUCUCGAAAACAGCAGGAUUAAACGUUCAGGAUAGAUGUCCUGUUCAGAACAUAGAUGACUAUCAGUGUUCUGGCAGUCUGGAGAUAGACUUCCCCGAGCUUUGUGGUCUUCUGGGAAUGGGGGAAAUCCCUUCUGUCACCAUAAGACAUCCUGCCUCUGUUUCCCCAACCAUAGACAGAGGCAAUAUAGAGGACAGUCAAUCCCAGAUGGGUGCUGGAUUAGCAACCACUACAUGGUGCCCAAAGCCAUGCCUUGUGGUAGAACUGGAGAAUGAAGACCCUUGCAGUGUCAAAGAGGUCAGGAUAUUUGGGUGGAAGGUGGAUGAGCUUAAGGCGCGAGUGCUGAAGAAGACUCUUCCGUCGCUAAGCCAUCUACAAAACCUGCAUCUGUGGAGGGCUGGUCUGACGGAGCAAAGUCUGAUCUCCAUUAGGAAUACAAUCUCACUGUGCUCCAACCUCAGGAAUGUCGUUUUGGAGGGAAACCCUAUUCCGGAGCAGAGUUACCACCUUCUUCUAUCUGAAGAUAGUGUCCUUACUCACCUAUCACUUCGAAACAACCGGAUCGGAGAAGAGGGGGCUCGUCUUAUUGGCUCAGCCCUGUCAACAAGCAACUCGGCCAAUAAGACUCUUUUUCACCUGAACCUGGCCUUCAAUUCCAUUGGGGAUGCAGGAGCUGUUCAUAUAGCACAGGGUUUGCGUCUGAAUCGUUCCUUGCUCUGUCUCUCUCUGGCCAACAACCAAAUAGGAGACUCUGGGGCUGCCCGUCUGGCAGAGGUACUUGGUCCAUUUGCCCUGAGCCACGAGGAGAUAGUGGAAAGGAGGAAGCUGCUGCUGACUAGGGACCAGUCGCCUUCUCAAGCAGUCAGCGCUGACUCAAAGUGUGACCGUCCUCUCUCCAUCCCCAGCAGCUCCUCUCUGGAGCGCAACGUCAGCAAGGGGACCAAGAGCGCUUCCAGAAAGAAGGACACGCCCAAAAAGGAUGAGAAGCCAGCUGCUAAUCAGGCAGGGGCUGCAGCGGGAAAGAAAGAGGAGCUAAAACUCAGUAAGAAAGGUAAUGUUUUUUCCUACUACAACUGUUUCAAAUGUUACACAGCUGUGUUUAUAAUGAGUGUUCUCAUUUUUUAUGUCCGGUUCGUUCUAAGUGUCCGACACCAAGGUGCCCAAAGAAAUAACCUUUUGCGGUAUAUGCCACUGGAUUUAUUAAGCCGAUGUUCCCGAAAGCUCAUAGCUCUGUCUGUCUUUGUGCAGGAUAAAAGCAAUGGUACACAGAAUAAGUCAGCUGAGUUGGUUGAGAUAGUGAGCCCCCUGCUGGAAGCAGGAGUGCAGCACGCCGGAGGCCAGGUCAUUCUGCCUGGGAACACAGCUCUCACCUCCCUCAACCUGGCAGGCAACAGGCUGACAGAGAAAUCUCUCCUCCUGUUCCUGCCCUCACUCGUGGCACAGGGUGAAGCAGGAGGCUUGCUACGUCUUUGUCUUAAUAGGAACCGCUUCCCUCAAGACUGUGAAGCCUUUCAUAAGAUACAAGAGAUAAUGUCACACAGAGACCCACUUAACAAAACUGCCAUCAGUCAGCCUGAGGAGGACCAGGGGCAGGCUGCAUAGUCUUGUAAGAGGAUAUGAUAUUGAUCCCAUGCAUCUUCAUUCAACCGCUAAAUAUAUAUUUAGUUGUUUUGUCUUCCACUUUAUUAUAUAUUCCUGAGUACAGAUGUCAUCCCACAUAACUACAGUAAAUUCAUGAAUUAUGGAUGUAUCUUAUUUGAUUGAAAGUCAAUUACUUUGCAUUACUCGCGACAUUGUUUGGGUCUCAAUUAUUUUGCUAUCUGUUAAUAAAGAAUUACUUUUAAUGGAA